CUCCUCCGCAAAUUGCAUCUUUAUAUCGGCCUGCCUAUUGGCAUUCUCUUCCUGCUCAGGUUUCCGGACAGAAGCAGCCUAAGUAAUGCCAUUAGCGCCAACCUGCCCACUGACUUGAACGUGCCUCGCAAUGGAGCCAACGCGGGCGACCAGCGGAAUCAUCGCGUCGUACGUCACUUUCGAGAUCCGCAGCUCGCUCCUUUACCAAAGACGGGGCAUCAUCGCCUUUCUAGUCAUCGCCUGAGCCUCGCCACUCUUGUCACAAGCUUCAUCUCAAGCUAUGCGGGACUUAUCGCGACCAGAGUGCUGAUCGGUGCUGCCAAGUCAGGCUUCGUUCCAAUCUUGGCAAUCUACCUUGCUGACUUUUAUCGGUCCGUGAGCUGUGCGAGCGCUGAAGACAUAUGGAUGCACACAUAA
Molecule: messenger RNA, 417 nt
Organism: Tilletiaria anomala UBC 951
Lineage: Eukaryota; Fungi; Basidiomycota; Exobasidiomycetes; Georgefischeriales; Tilletiariaceae
Exons: 2
Cellular component (GO): membrane
Molecular function (GO): transmembrane transporter activity
Source: RefSeq, a predicted model, not a curated record